UAUGUCUACACGACAACGUCACCAAACACUGUACUGUCCCUAGCGUCCUACAAUACUUUCAAAACAGCAACCGAAACGUGGACAAGAAAGUGAUGGACCCUUCUGGAUUUUUCAUUAAGGCUGACUACCUGGAUCACCUCCUCCUGUGCUUCAGGAACCCCCAGACAACCUUGGACCUUCCGCUGAACCUGUCCUGUGUGUCGGACUACGGUGGAGUGGUCGAACCCUCCCAGAUAUUUUGUGGAUAUGACGGCAGCAACUAUCAGAACUCCACCCAGCUGGUGAUGACGUUCGUGAUAAAGGACCCCCGGGCGUCUCCUGCUGCUACUGUGUGGGUGAACGGAAUUCGAAGGUUCAUCCAGACGUGGCAAAACGCCAACAAGGAAGUGAAGAUCACCACCUUCUCUGAACCCCCUAAUUAGUGGAACAGAAAAUGAUCAGUGUGUAUGUAUAUUAGGAAAGUUGCCUCUUGUCAAAUGACUGGAUAUCAAAGGCAGUGAUACUCCAGGUACUCUGUAUUUUGCAUCCAUCUGUUUUUGGUCUGAUUCAACAUGCAUUCCAUA
Haliotis rubra (blacklip abalone) is the source of this 563-nucleotide messenger RNA. RefSeq names its product NPC1-like intracellular cholesterol transporter 1. The record is from RefSeq and is a predicted model, not a curated record. NCBI's taxonomy places the organism in Eukaryota, Metazoa, Mollusca, Gastropoda, Lepetellida, Haliotidae. The transcript is spliced from 4 exons. The coding region runs from base 93 to 422 and encodes 109 amino acids.